Molecule: messenger RNA, 1295 nt
Organism: Bombus pyrosoma
Lineage: Eukaryota; Metazoa; Arthropoda; Insecta; Hymenoptera; Apidae
Exons: 4
Coding region: 290-697 (135 amino acids)
Source: RefSeq, a predicted model, not a curated record
CACCAAUCACUCGCCCUCUGACCUCCAAACUCCAAGCUCUCAAGCUCUCGUGGUACCAAACACCCCCUCUUCGUUCAUACGAUCAAGAGACAAGCCAGCACGUCGGCACUGAAACUCGUGCCUCGUGAUCACCGCGUGGUGGUGUCAUUCGAGUAUCAUCGCCGAGGACCGCUCGCUACCAUCCAGGCCCUUAACUUCGACUCCAGCAAAGGCUCGAAAUUGUUCGCUUUACGUGGCAGCACGAUUCGCUUAUUCCUUCGACCUGCGAUACCUCUUUAAUCUCACAAACAUGGUAACGGUUGUGGCUUACAUCCAACGAUGCAUGAUCAUUUUUGCCAUCCUACUUUGCUAUUUUCACGUUCGGAGUGAAAGCGUGAAUUGCGAAGCAUUUCCGUACCAUCAAAUGUGUAGAGGUUCAAUGUCAAGAAAACGUGCAAUGUUCCCGAUCAUGUACGGAUUAGGAUGCGAGGGGAGUGAAGGAAACAUAAAUUGCAUCAAGGAAUUUGAAGAAAGACAUCGUAUCCCUUACAUUCCUCUGUCGAAGUCAAAACUGUUGAUUGCUUUGCUUGACGAUGAUCUGCAAAAGGAUAUUACACGAUCUGCUCGCCACAAAUUAAGAAACGAUGAAAUGAAUAAACGAAAGCCAUCUAUAAUAGAGAACUUCUUGUCGGAAUUGGACUCCUCGGACAACUAUUGAAUGAAAUGAUCAGGAAAUACAAAUUUUCUCGACUUGUGCAAACAUUUUUCAUCAUUUAAAAUUUUAGAAAUAUAUAUUUAGUCUUCUUUCUCUUUCUCUCUGUCUGUCUGUCUGUCUGUCUGUCUCUCUCUCUCUCUCUCUCUCUCUCUCUCUCUCUCUCUUCCUCCCUCUCUCUUCCUCCCUCUCUCUUCUUCCCUCUCUGCCACCCUCUCGCUCUGUCUCCCAUCACCCUAUCUAUCACAUACGCGAAAUAAAACUUUCCCUUUACUUUUACCUUUGUAUUAGAAAUCUUCUUGCUUCACUUGUUUUUAUCUCGUUCCUAUCUUUUCCGUUUUCAAGUAGUCAUUUUGCUUCUUCGUUUUUAAAACCAAAUUAUAAUUAAACCAUUGUAUCCACGUUACUAACAAUACACAUGUGUUACAGUAUAAAAAAAUAUAUUUGAAAUUCGAAGCAACUCCUUAAAUAAACCUACUAAAAAAAAAAUUGUGAUGUUAAAAUAUUAUCAUUUUACAUUUUAUUAUAAUAUGUAGCAUAACUAUUAUUCAUCAAACUUGUAUAUAAACAAAUUAAAAAGGAAUAACAUAGACUGUUUUGGGAA